Molecule: messenger RNA, 1450 nt
Organism: Triticum urartu
Lineage: Eukaryota; Viridiplantae; Streptophyta; Magnoliopsida; Poales; Poaceae
Product: BTB/POZ and MATH domain-containing protein 1-like
Biological process (GO): protein ubiquitination
Molecular function (GO): protein binding
Source: RefSeq, a predicted model, not a curated record
CACUCGCCGCCUCCACCUUCUCUCCUCUCUCUCCGGAUCCUCUCCCCACGAGCACGAGAGAAGGCGCAGGUCCGGCUCGUCGAGGGGGACAAAUCUGGCCGGAUCCGCCUCAUCGGACGCCGGGAGGCCAGUCGAUCCACCACGCCGGCGCCUGGACGCCACCUCCGUCGGCACCCGCUUAGGGUUUUCUCCAGUGGCGUGAUCCACUGUCCGGCCUUCGUCAUGGACAAUGCCCCCAAAACCGUCACCAGUUUUGUGCGCUCAGUGCAGCUGGUCAAGGUCGACGGCUUCAGCUUGACGUGGAGCAUGGGCAAGGACGGUCACAUCAAAUCCAGAUGGAGCUUCGAUGGGUACGAUUGGGAAAUCCGUGUUUAUCCUGAUUGGAGCUCCGCUGUACUAGUGGAGCUUGCCUUUCUCAGCGAACCCCGCAGGGCCAGUGUGAAGCGUGCCUUUCUCAGAAAAGCUCGCAGGCCCAGUGUGAGGGUCGUUCUAGGCUGCCGGUUGGUCGAUCCGACGGGGAAGCUUGAGCCAUCCAUGGAAGUUAAUGAGCAGGGGGUGUUCCGCCGUCCCAAAGAAUGCAUCACUAAAGUCUUGAUCAAUAGAAGUUCGCUAGCAUCAUCAGGCUAUAUUAGGGGCAAUUCUUUUACUGUGCAAUGCACCAUUGACGUUCUCAAGGAAGUGCCGGCAACGGACCCGAUCAAAGAAGUGCCAGUGCCAUCCUCAAACUUGCACCAACACCUCGCUGAACUCCUGCAGAGCAAGACGGGGGCAGAUGUCACUUUUCUUGUGUCUGGCAAGUCUUUUACUGCUCAUAAGAACAUACUGGCUGCAAGAUCUCCUGUUUUCAUGGCCGAGUUCUUUGGAGACAUGAAGGAGAAGUGUGCGGGGCAUGUGGAGAUCAAGGACAUGCAAGCUGUGGUAUUCAAGGCGCUACUUCACUUCAUCUACACUGAUACUGUGCCUGAAUUCGAUGAGACGGGCAAGGAGGUGAUGGUGUUAGCUCAGCACUUGCUUGCAGCUGCUGAUAGGUACAGACUGGACAGGCUCAAGGUGAUCUGUGAAAGCGAGCUCUCUGGUGGCAUCAGUGUUGACACGGCAGCGACAUCUCUGGCUCUAGCCGAGCAGCAUAAUUGUCCACAGCUCAAGGCGAAGUGCGUCCAGUUCAUCAUUAGGAAUCGUGAGGUUCUUGAUGCUGUGCUGGCGACGGAGGGGUACAAGUAUCUGGCGGCAAGCUACCCUGCAGUGUUGUCUGACCUUCUCAAGUCAAGUCUAAGUGUGGGAGAAAGCACAAGCACUGAUGCAUAUAGUUAGGUGCUGCUAGUGGUCCAAAAUUCAGUGAUGUGUAGUUUCUGUUUGUGCGUGCCAUGUAUGUGGUAUGCUUAUCUAGUUAAGCUAUGUCAUGUCUUAACAAUGAACCAAAGCUCGGGUAGGCUAGUCUCUGGUUGUGUCA